Molecule: messenger RNA, 6230 nt
Organism: Porites evermanni
Lineage: Eukaryota; Metazoa; Cnidaria; Anthozoa; Scleractinia; Poritidae
Source: the annotation of a GenBank genome assembly
ACCCAAUCCUUUUCCGAUCAUUUUUUCACCUUUUUGGACGCCUUACCAAAAAUGACGUCCGGUCUUGGUUCGCUUCUCUUUCUCCUGUGCUCUUUUUGGAUUGUAAACGUGUCCUUAGAAAACGAUGAUGGCUACAAUGCAGCCGUUACUCUUCUGGGCGGUAAAUUUCGUAUGGGAAGUUCAUCUGCAGACACCAAACGCGGAGAAUUACCCACCAAAACAGUCGGAGUAAAACCGUUCGUGAUUGACAAAUAUCCCGUUACUAAUGAAAAUUUUCGAAAGUUUGUUCGCGCCAAGAAAUUCAAGACCGAAGCGGAACGGUUUGGUUGGAGUUUUGUUUUUCGUACCUUCGUCCCUGAGGAAGUCCGAUCCAAGAUAACGCAAUCUGUCCCGGUAGGUUAGUUCUUUGGACAUCACGUUUUUUUUAAUGUUUGUUUUAAAAGAUACUCGUGGGGUCCACGUGGUUGUUUCAAAAGGAUUCCUCUUAGAAAUGGACCCCGUUAGCCUCGCUCCGUACAAAGUGAGACAAAAAAAAUACAAAACUUCUUAAACCUGUCAGCAUGCCUGAAGUGAUUGCUUCAUACCUGCACCGUUCCACUUUCCCCUCAUUUUUUGACAUGGAUCACUUAGUGAAUAUCUAUUGACACUGUGGAAAAAGAGUCUUAAAAUAAAUUAGAAAGCGUGCCAAGUUUGACAGUGAUCUUUUGAAAAUCAGUGAAAAUAUAGCUUUGCAAUGCAAAGGAACAACAUUUCAUAGUCGUCUUGUGUGAUGAGCGCCAGCACAAACUUACCCCAACAAUACAGUCAUCUGUAUCCUUGCAGGGGUUUAUCUUCGCUAGUUCUGAAUGUAUACACUCUUAAACUGAUUUUAAAAGUGUUAAAUCUUUCCAGCUAAUAAUUUUUCAAAUGUGAAAAAAAAUGUCUAAUUACUUACUGGUUGUUCUAAAAGUCUUGUUUAUUGACAUGAUUUUUCAAGAGAUUUUUUCUACUGCAAUUUUAUGGCAAUGUCUUGGCGAUUUUAUUGCAAUUUUCACAUCAGAGGCUAGAGGCAACUUGCGGAAAUGGUCUACUUGAAGUCAGUACUAGUUUACAUGAGAUGUGGGAUUUGAAAUCACAUGCCCCUGAAAAAAUUGUUAGGCUGUGUAAAUGGGCCAUGGACUUUUCUUGCCCCAUUGGGUAACUUGUGAUGAAUAAUACCAGUCUAAGAGGUUGCUCUGCAUGGGCACAAAUUUGUGGCACAUCAGAGAAAAACAAUGUGGUAAACCCAAAUGCCCUGCCCAGUACAGUGUGCAAAGAAAUAGUGUCCGAUAGCCUGGGACUAGUGAAUUGGCUAUCCGGCUAGUGAAUUCUGUUCUUAAUAUGCCCAAUGGGCAAGCAACUUUUUUGGGGGGGGGUGGGGGGGCGGGAUUCACACUACAGAAGAAAUGUAAUCAUUGCUCAUCAAAAAUACUUUAAUUUCCGGGUAGUGGAAAUGACUUUGGGCUAGUACGUGCUAGGUACAGUUUGCUCAAAUGGCAAGUGCUCAGUAAAACUGACUUUCUUUGCACCCUGCUAUAGAGAGAUCAAUUAAUAACUCCAAGCCAAAGCAAGAACAGCACAUCUUUACAUUUUUGGCAUAUAUAACACUAUAAUUAAUAUUUAUGGCAAAAAAAACUGACAUACAUUAAUUGCCUUCAUUUUUUUCCCUUCAAUUCAGGGAGCACCAUGGUGGCUGCCAGUGCAACAGGCAUACUGGAGGCAGGUCUGUUAUUAUUGGUAGCAAGAAAAUAAGAAUGUUCUACACAUUAUGAAAUUGUAGGAUGAUGUACAAAAUGAAUACUGUACAUUGGGCUAACUGUAGUGUACCAGUUUCUUUGACUGGAUCUAUGCUGUAGACUAGUUACUGUAGUACUUAAUCACUGGCAACCUUAGCUUGAACUCCUUCAAUUCAAGUCAUAUAAAUAAUGAAUAAAUAAAUAAUUUAGAGGUAGCACAUCCACUUAUAGUGGUUCUUCAUCUAUCCGAUUCCUGUUCGAAUUGGUUUUGGAAACGUUGGUCUUUGAGGAGGGACAGAAAUCAGCGUACCUCGAGAAAAACCUCUCAGAGAAUAAGGAGAGAGCCAACAACAAACUCAACCCUCAUAUGGUGUUGAUGCUGGGAUUUGAACUGGGGCCACAUUGAUGGGAAGGAGGGUGCACUCACCACUAGCCUCCCACGCAGACGACGUUCUUAAGGUUUCGUCACGCACUAAGAACGUUUGCAUGGGAGGCUUACUCACCACUGCACCACCUUUGCUUCCGGCAGGUUUUUGCCAUCAUCAUUAUGUUCUAAAUUUUGUGUGAUGUUAUUUUGUUAAAUGUUUUGCAUGAACUUCAUUGAGGUCAGAAUUAGGUUAACCCCUAAUAAUAAUAUUAUACUAUAAAAAAAAUACAAUCACAUUUCUAUCACCUUAAUUAUACUAAGUAUUUACUUUUCAUUUUUAUACUUUAAACACAUUUUAGCCAGGAGGACCUGGAACAUCUGUAAAAGAAAAGAUGUCCCACCCAGCUGUGCAUAUUAGUUAUAAUGACGCCAAGGCUUAUUGCGAAUGGAUGGGAAAGAGAUUACCAACAGAAGCAGAAUGGGAAUUUGCAGUGAGAGGAGGGCUGAAAGGUUAUGUUUUUUUAAAAAUCAUACAUCAUCACAACACAGCUUUUAAUACUGUAUGGACACUGGUUAUUUGUGAUUUUCCUUCUCACAAUCAUUUUUUGGAGAACCUGCUAAGUUAAUACAGACACUGCGAUAAUACCUGUAGACACUAUGCCAUGUCCCUUGGUUGAGUAUAGGACUAUAAGUGUAAAUAUAUGUAAAUCGAUGUCAAAUAUUGUUUACCAGGAAACACCUACAGUUUAGGAAGUCUUGAAAGGUGGCCUUAAGGCUGAUUAAGACGGUUUGAUUUUUGCUUACGAUUAUCAUGCGCGACUACUGCGAAGCGUAGGUCAUAACUUUCUACCAUCCACACGGUACAAUUUUUACUUACGACAUCCACAAUGUAUCGUACGGAUGUCGUGGGUCUAAUUUACCCAACACGAUCUGUCGUGAAGUGAUGACGCAUGCUAGUCGCGCAAGAUAGUCGUAAGCAAAAAUUGUACCGUCUAAAUUGGCCUUUAGGGUGUUUUCCAUCUGUCAGAAUGGUCUGGCCAGUAAGUUCUGACAAAUGGAAAGUACCCUUUAGUUAAGUAGCUAGCCUUGCAGCUCCAUUGAUUCCCCUAUGAGGUACUAGAUCAUCUGGAAAUAAUAACUUAAGUUCCUCUGGUCCUAAUUUAAUUUAAUGGAAUACUUACCUAGUUUGGGUGAUUUCAAUGUAAAUUACAUAUUUUUUGCUUUAACAGAAAGAGAAUACCCUUGGGGGGCUGAAUUCCAGAAGAGGCGAAUGAAUAUUUGGCAGGUAACUGCAUGGUCAAAUUGUUAUUUACAAAGACUGAGUGAUUUCUUGCCAUGAUAAGUAGCAGAGUAUUAAUAGUCCUUACAGUUUUGUUCACUGUCACAUAUGAAAUUAACUUUGUUUUGCCUUGUCCAUAAUUUUCCAUUUUGUUAAUUAGUUAUUGAUAGAUGGUAAAAAUGAUGUUGAUAAGUUCAAAACUUUUAGUAAUGUCCAGGAUUGCAAGUUAAUUACUGGAUUCAUUCUCCUGAUAAUGAAAAUCACAAAGUGUCUCCGAGCCCUAAACCUAGUGGAUCAUCUAAAUGCAUGCUGUUCUCUCUCCAAUCAUGUGGAAAUUAGAAAUAGUGUAAUAGUUACAGUACUUCUUAUAUGUGUCUGAUGUGUCUGAAGUAUCUAAUUUUCGAGUUUUCUUGCAUUUCUGGAUGUAAGUGUGAUUUAUUCUACCCAGGGGCGGAUCUAGGGGGAGGGUGCAGGGGGUGCGCACCCCCCCCUGAGAUGACCUGCGGUUUUCUUAUACAACUGGUAUUCUGCAAAAAAAAAAAUUAUGUGGUUUAUUGGUGUUGAAGUACAGCAAGAGACGAGUGCACCCGCUCCUAAAAAAAAUCCUGGAUCCGCCCCUGCUACCAUUAAUAAUGAAUUUUGUUCUAUAAUGUUACUGAUGUAAAUGUUCUAUAUUUUGUUGUUGUUGUUGUGUUUUUGUGGUAAACUAAUUAAGGGCAAAUUUCCCGAUGAGAACACAAAUGAGGAUGGUUUUGACUGGGUUGCUCCAGUAGAUGCCUUUCCUGCUCAGAAUAAAUAUGGUAAGGAAUAUAUAAAACCAGGUAGAUUACAGAUGAACUAAUGUCAUUGUUUAUAUGGGAUGUAAGAUGUUUUUCAGUCAGUGACACUGGCAGCUCAGAAGAAAAAAUCCAAGCAGUACUCCCAACAGGAGUUGAACCUACGAUCUUCUGGUUAGUCUGGACCAAAAAUGGUUCCGGAUGCUGAACUUCUACCACAAGAGACUUGUGAAAGCAAAGGCUGCAAAACUAGGUUCAUGUGACAAACAUUUGCAUACUGCUAGAUCUAGAGCUAGAAAUUAUGUCAAUAUGUGCUUUAAAAAAUCCUGACUUAAAACAUAAACACCCCAAGUGUUGAGUACACUCCCCCCUGGAUAUGUGGGUUGGUUUUAUAUGAUCCCAUAAUACUGUACUGUGGGUCGUUUUUUAUGGGCUGGUUUCAAGGAACCCAUCAAACUCAGUGGCGGGUCCAUACCUUCAGAUGGGGCGGGGGGGGUGCCCGGUCAUCAAGACCCUGAGAUAAGGGGGGGGACUCAAAAAAAUUUUUUUCGGGCCUCAGUUCGGUCUAAAAAUAAGGGGGAGGCCUGGGCCCCUCGGGCCCUUCCCCUGGAUACGCCAUUGAAACUAACUGUGUUUGAAUUGUAUUUUAUUGUUAGGAAUGUAUGACAUGUUAGGGAAUGCAUGGGAGUGGGUAUCAGAUGAAUUUAAAGACCAAGGAAACGAGGCAAAGUUUGUCCUGCGAGGUGGAUCAUAUGUAGACUCCGCAGAUGGGAAACAUAACCAUAAAGUUACUGUAAACACAAGGUAAAUAAUCGAGUGGAUACAAAUCAGGAUAGAAAUCAAGCUAGGAAUGUUGUAGCCUGCGUAGCAAGCGUUUCCGUUCGGUUUCGGAGCAAAGAACAAGGAACGAGAGUCACAGACCGCGAAAAUUGUCCUUGUCUCACUUCUUGCGUGGCCAAAACUGAAAAUGCUUGCUACGCAGGCUAGGAAUGUUGGAACAAAUUGCUUAGAAAAGCGUUGUUGCAUCAUUGACAAUUGUGUUUUUAUUUAAGACCAUGCAAAAACUGUAUUCCAAAAAAAAGCAUGAACAACAACAGCAAUGAUUUUCUGUUUGUUACCCAAAAGCACUUAGGAGCACUUAAGAAUUCAUUUCAAAGUGUUCCUGCGUUUAUGAUUGAGUAGAUUUUUUAAAAAAAAUGCAAAUCGUGAAAUUAUGUCCGUUUUGGAAAUGGAAUAAUUAAAUAACGAAAAUAGUUAUUUUUGAAAAAAAAGAGAUUGGUUAAUGAAAAUCCCAUUAUUUUCAUCCCACUCCCCCCGCCUCACCUAAUUUCGCGUUUUAUCGAGAACGUAAACAAGCAACGACGGAAUUUUCUUUCUCUUCUGAACUUGUAUAUUGUCCCUGGAAAUUCAACUUCAGUGGGGUUAGCCUGCAUUUGACAAAGUAAGUGGGUAGGAAUAAUUGGGAUGUAGACUGAGAGAAAGCAAAUUCUUUUUUUAAGCGACGUUCUCGUCACCGUCGCGUCAGUCAGCUAUCCGCCUUACGGAAAACGAUGGCGGCUGUACAUUUUACCACAAUUCCUUUCGAACCUAACACGGCCAAUCACACAUAGAGUCAUAUUUUGGGGGGAGGGGGGGGGUGCGAAAUUCGUCCCUGUAAUAGCAAGAUUCCUAUCCUAGGUUUGAAGUUUAUAAAACUUUUCUGUUCGUUUUUAUGAGCAAUUUUAUGGUUUUCAUGCGCUAAGAACUGUGGGUAAAUGUACCAGUCGCCAUCUUUUUAGGUACGGUGGAUUGGCCAGUUUAUUUCUCUGUUCCAAGUAACAGUGCCAGAAGUCUCUGCGAAACUUAAUUCGGCCCAGUUUCUUCUGACAAGUACUGGCAACAGAAAAAGGAAAGAUUUUAUAGUAGCAUUGUUCAGAAAAGCUUCGGCUGUACUUCAUAUUUAAUAAAUGCCAAUUUUUUGUUAUUUUUUUUUUAGGAUGGGGAACACAGCAGAUGCUGGGUCAGAUAAUAUAACCUUUAGAUGUGCUAGAACUGCAUCUAAGGACGAACUUUGA